Molecule: messenger RNA, 1203 nt
Organism: Durio zibethinus
Lineage: Eukaryota; Viridiplantae; Streptophyta; Magnoliopsida; Malvales; Malvaceae
Source: RefSeq, a predicted model, not a curated record
AUGGAAAAAUCAACCACCUUGAACUGGUUUGGAUAUCCGCGGAAGAUAUUUAUUGUCCACCCCGUAACUUCAUUAGCCACCGGAGCUUCUCUCGGGGAAAAUUUUUCAUUUUCCUUUCAAUUUUACUGGAAAGAAAAAAAAAAUUUUUCCGGUGAAGAAAGAUUCGAUUUGUUUUGCCAUAAACGGAACUCCAUGGCGAUCCAAUCGGUGAAAGUGUGCAAUGUUUCCUUGGGUGCAUCUGAGCAAGAUAUUAAGGAGUUCUUUUCCUUCUCUGGUGAAAUUGAACAUGUUGAAAUGCAUGGUGAUAAUGAGCGAUCUCAAGUUGCAUAUGUUGCUUUCAAGGAUCCAUCGGGAGCAGAGACUGCCGUUCUUCUUUCAGGGGCUACAAUUGUUGAUCAAUCUGUCAACAUAGAGCUGGCUCCUGAUUACAAGCCACCUGCUACUUCCUCUGCAACACCUGCAACAGAGAAUAAAUGUGCUGGCCAGGCUAUAUCUGCUGUCCAGAAGGCAGAGGAUGUUGUAAGCAGCAUGCUUGCCGGGGGAUUCAUUCUUGGCAAAGAUGCAGUUAACAAAGCAAAGGCCUUUGAUGAGAAGCAUCAGCUCACAUCAACCGCCACUGCCAAAGUUGCUUCUCUGGACCAGAAGAUUGGUUUAACUGAGAAAAUUAGUGCUGGCACAACCAUGGUGAAUGACAAAGUGAGGGAAAUGGACCAGAAGUUUCAGGUUUCUGAGAAGACCAAGUCUGCAUUUACGGCUGCUGAGCAGACAGUCAGCAAUGCUGGAUCUGCUGUCAUGAAGAACCGUUAUGUCUUGACUGGAGCCUCAUGGGUUACUGGUGCAUUCAACAGGGUUGCUAAGGUAGCAGGCGAUGUGGGGCAGAAGACAAAAGAGAAAGUUUUGGCUGAGGAGGAACAAGCUCAGAAACCUGACCACUACGCACAGAUUAACAAGUCUGAAUCUCCUAAAGAUGCUAAACCUGCUACAAGUGAUCAACCUUCAAAGCCCUCAUCUGCACAAGGAUUAAUCCUUUAAUUUGCAGAAGACUGUAAAAACCAGCAUGGAAAGUAUGGAUAAUGUCAUCUUUUUGUGUUCUGCUUUCUAGUUUGGACGUAGUUAAAUGUAGGAUACUUUGUCACAUAUUGUUUGAUAUGUUUGCUACACUUGAUUUACAAAAUAAUAGAUGCCACAACAUUUCAGCAUCAA